Messenger RNA from Physcomitrium patens, 2590 nucleotides. NCBI's taxonomy places the organism in Eukaryota, Viridiplantae, Streptophyta, Bryopsida, Funariales, Funariaceae. The record is from RefSeq and is a predicted model, not a curated record.
AACAAAUAUUGGAGACACAUUAUACCAAUUCUAGCAUCAUUGUCAUUUGAAGUAUAUCUAUAUGGACAAAUUACCAAGAAGAAUCAAAAUAGUUAAGUUUUAAUCUAUCUUAUUUUGAACAACAAGAAAGAUUAUUGUCUUGCCUUCUUCCAAAUUGUAAAAGACAAGAUGUACAUAUAUGGUGAGGAAGAUUUGAUAUUGGAUUAUUGUAGUCAUUUUUAUUUAUGAGGUUUUGAUGGAUGUUUACAUGAGUUCUUUUGAUGAUAAGCAAUUCCCGAAUUUAUGAGAAAAAAAAAAUCAAUAAAAAAAGUAUUAUUAUUAUUAUUAUUUUGGGUGGAGCAAAAAGGUAGUUCUUAAGCAAAAAUUCAUUUUUUAAACACCAUACUUGUAAUAAGCUUCAUAUUUAACAGCACAUAUUAUUGCUUGAAUGAAUGAAACUGUAUUAUCCAUCUCAUUGAGAAAUUUUAACCCACAUUUCAAAAGAUACUGUACUAUUUCAUAUUUCAGCCUAAACUUGAAAUGUUUCAAAUUAAAUUUAUGCAAUGUUAACUGAAUAUUUCCAUUAGCAUUACCAUUGAUUUGAAUAACAACAAAUUUGAGUAUUGAGUAGAACUGAAAUCUUUGUAAAACAAGAUUUUUUGGAAUUGUCACAACACAGUGAUUCCAUAAAACUGAAUCCUUGUUGUCUUCUGAAGAGCACUUUUAGUUCACUGUUGAUUUCAACUCUUCACAACAAAUUAAAAUUUCCUCUCUUAACUUAUUUACUGGAUAAAUAAAAUAAAAUAUAAAAACUACACAAACACACACACACACACACACAAUGUGAAUUAUUGUUGAAAAUUUUCAAUUUGAAUGAGGAAAAAAUAACAAGUGUGGACUCAUUUUUUUUCUGAAUCAAACAUAACAUGUCUCAUAAAAAUGUCAUGUUGAAAUAUAUAUAUAUAUAUAUAUAUAUAUAUAUACUGAAAUUUCAAAAUCAUAUUUACCCACAAUGAGAAGAAGGCAAUAAAAUUUAUUUGAAUCAAAAUAUCUGAUUUCAACAUGUGUGAAGUGAAUAUGAAGUAUUUAAAAAGGGGAAAAUGUUAACACUAGAGUACCUGUGUUAUAAAAUCAUGAACACAUGCUACAAAAAACCCGAAAUUGAGACUUACUACAAUUGAUCAUUCAACUUGAAGCUAUGCCACGUUUGGGGAGGGUGCUGGUGAUGGCAGCACUGCCAGUGAUGAAGAUUUUAGUGAUGUGUGGAAUUGGAGCCCUCCUGGCAUCCCCCAAAAUCAAUGCCUUCCCUCCUGAUGCACGCAAACACUUAAACAAACUGGUGGUGCUGGUGUUUGCGCCGUGCUUGAUCUUCACAAAGUUGGCAGAGACAGUCACAGCUGAAAAGCUCAUUGAAUGGUGGUACAUGCCAUUGAAUGUAUUAUUAAGCUUUGCAAUAGGAGCAUGUGUGGGUCUAGUUGUUGUUAAACUCACAAGACCUCCACACCACUUGGAAAACCUCACAAUUGCAUGUUGCUCUGCAGGCAACACAGGAAAUGUUCCUUUGGUGUUAAUUUCAAGUAUAUGUGAAGUAGAUGACAAUCCUUUUGGUGCCAAUUUAUCUUGUUCAUUAAAUGGACAGGCAUAUGUCUCAUUUGGUAUGUGGAUGGCAACAUUAUUAAUCUGGACAUUUAUUUACACUCUCUUAAUGCCAAAUAAAUUCAAUAAUCAACAUCUCAGCUCUAAAGAUGUUAAGAGAGUGCAAUUUCAAACACCUAAUGCAAAUGAUAUCCGUUUGAUUAAAACAUCAAACAAAAUGGAUGAAGAAAAUACAGAAAGAUCAAGUUUACCAAUGAAUACAACACCUUCAUUGGCAUCACUGCAAUCUAUUGGUACCAAAAUUUCAACAACAUUAAAUUUCCAACAAAUUUUUACACCUCCAACAACAGCGGCUUUUUUGGCACUUAUAGUGGGAGGGUGUGUUCCAUUGAAGAGUAUAUUUAUUGGCUCACAUGCGCCAUUACAUUUUUUGACUGAUUGUUUUGCCAUUUUAGGGGAUGCAACAAUACCAUGCAUGAAUUUGAUUCUUGGUGGUAACCUUAUUUCUGGAAUACAUGGAAGUGGAUUACAACCUAAAACAACAAUUGGGAUUUUAUGCACUCGAUUUUUUAUUCUUCCAUUAAUUGGGUGUGGCCUUGUUUUCAUUGUAAUAAACUUGAAACUAAUUCCAGAUGAUCCGCUAUUUCAUUUCGUACUCCUCCUUCAAUUUUGUAUGCCCACUGCAAUUAAUAUAGGCACCAUUGCACAAUUACAUGAAAAUGGAGAAUUGGAAACUUCUAUGAUUUUAUUUUGGUCAUACACAUCAUCCGUAGUGUUUUUGACAGUAUGGAUUAUUUUUUUCUUGGCUAAGGUCUAAAUUUUGACUUAUAAAUGGAAUCAAUAAUAUUCUAUGGCAUAAGUUCUACAAGAUUUUCAAACAUUGUUAUAUUUCAAAUCAACUGCAAAACACGUAAAAUAUAUGAUGAAGUAUUAGAAACUGAAUAAUUCAUUAAUUAUUUUGGCUAUAACUUUAACCUUGAUAUGUUUACAGUAUGAUUUUUUUUUUUUUUUUUUU